AUGUGGAUUCUGGGUCCACAUGAAUUCAUCUCUAAAUGUGAACAGCGAACAGCAAGUUCCGAAACUUCAUAUCCGUUAGUUCAGCCUAGUGAUGACAAAGAGUUACGCCCAAUUUUAAAUGUUCAUGUCUCAAAAACAUCUGUCAACCUACAAUCAGCGCUUGGAUCUCACCACUUUGAAAGAUUUUCGGAAUGGAGCAGAUUAGUUCAGUCUAUCGCAUUCUUACAUCGAUAUGUCCGAAAUCGUAAAAGGAUAAGUACUGAAGAAAAGAAACCGAAUUCUGUUGAACUGUAUCAAGAAGCUGAGUUGUUCGUAAUAAGAUUAGUGCAAAACGAAGUGUACGAAACGGAGAUCAGUAAUAUGGAGCAAAAUUUGUGUCUAUCUAAGAAUAGUAAUAUUAUAGCUUUGAAUCCAUAUCUAGAUUCACGUGGAGUUCUGUGCGUUGGUGGAAGAUUGAACAAGUCGAAUCUUGAAAUACAUGAGAAAAAUCCAACCAUUAUACCAGGUAAACAUUAUAUAGCCAAGUUACUUAUACGCCAUUAUCAUGAAACUGUUUGCCACCAAGGACUCCAUUUUACCGAAGGGGCGCUCAGAAAGGCAGGUUUCUUGAUAACGGGAGCAAAACGCUUGAUACAGUCGUUCAUACAUCGUUGUGUCACUUGUAGAAAAUUGAGGGGUACUUUGGAAAUUCAGAAGAUGGCGGAUCUCCCGUCCGAUCGGCUUGAACCUGGGCCACCAUUUUGUAAUGUUGGCAUCGAUGCUUUUGGUCCAUGGCAUGUAGUUACCAGGAAAACCCGUGGUGGUAGCGCACAAUCAAAGCGGUGGGCGAUAUUAUUUUCGUGUCUCACAACUCGAGCAGUGCACAUUGAAGUUGUGGAAGAAAUGUCUUCUUCUGCAUUUAUUAACGCUCUAAGAAGAUUUGUGGCAAUUCGUGGAAAAGUAAAGAUAUUUAGGUCUGACCGAGGGACAAAUUUUGUUGGCUCAACCGAUCAUUUGAAGAUUGAUACAGUAAACGUGGAGAAUGGACCUCUAAGAGACUUUUUAUACAAAUUUGGAACAGUUUGGAUAUUCAACCCUCCUCACUCCUCACAUGGGGGGAGUGUGGGAGAGGAUUAUUGGAAUUUCUCGGCGUAUAUUAGACUCUAUGCUUUCAACAGUAGAUGGGAAAAAUCUAACUCACGACGUUCUUGUGACAUUCAUGGCAGAGGUUUCUGCAAUUAUAAACAAUAGACCGCUUGUUCCGAUAACCGCGGACCCUGAAUCACCAAUGAUUUUAUCUCCAUCGAUACUUUUGACACAGAAGACAAGUGAUAUUGACACAGUUUGUACAUUAAAUGAUUUCAGUGUAAAAGAUCUUUACAAAGCUGAAUGGAGACGGGUUCAAACAUUAGCCAACAUAUUUUGGACGAGAUGGCGUGAAGAAUAUAUUCAGACUCUUCAGGUCAGACGCAAAUGGCAUCACAAGAAACCGAAUCUUCGAAAGGGUGAUGUUGUUCUUUUGAGAGACAAAAAUGUUUGUAGGAAUGAAUGGCCAAAUGGCGUAGUGGAAGAAGCAUUCAGCAGUUCUGACGACAUAGUCCGUAAAGUCCGUGUGCGUGUUAUCCGGGAAGGAAAACCAGUUGUUUAUACACGUCCAGUUACAGAACUUGUACUUUUAUUCUCAGAAUAGUGAUAUUAUUAUGAACAUUAAAUAUGAUUGAUAUUUGUGACAUUAGUAAAUAGUUUGACACCUUUUUGUCAAUAAAGUUUAGUAUUGAUAUUUGGUACUUGAAGUCAGAGACACUAGGUACAUUUUCAUAUUGUCUGAUAAUGUAAGAUUGAUAUUUUGUUUUUUCAAUUUUUAUGAGGUAGUGAUAUUGUAAUAUAUCAGACGGGGAGUGUUCUGGCUCCAAAUCCGGAAUUGUGGUUACCAUUUUUGACUCUUAUUUUUGAAUCAUCACUUUACUUCCUGCUUGUUUUGAAAACAACUUGAGAUACACUUUACAUGUUAUUUCCUUACUGUCUCGUAACGUGUUUUUACCAUACUUCUUAUUGGAAUGAUGUACUACGCACCUAUUGGAUGUCAUUUUCGGUGCUUUAUGUGAAUAAAGUAUUAACAUUCUAUAA
Messenger RNA from Mytilus trossulus (common blue mussel), 2106 nucleotides. RefSeq lists its product as uncharacterized. NCBI's taxonomy places the organism in Eukaryota, Metazoa, Mollusca, Bivalvia, Mytilida, Mytilidae. Bases 1 to 1230 code for a protein of 409 amino acids. The record is from RefSeq and is a predicted model, not a curated record. Gene Ontology annotation, molecular function: nucleic acid binding. The transcript has 2 exons.